Panicum hallii is the source of this 2520-nucleotide messenger RNA. RefSeq names its product O-fucosyltransferase 23. NCBI's taxonomy places the organism in Eukaryota, Viridiplantae, Streptophyta, Magnoliopsida, Poales, Poaceae. The coding region runs from base 777 to 2105 and encodes 442 amino acids. The transcript is spliced from 3 exons. Gene Ontology annotation, biological process: pollen-pistil interaction. The record is from RefSeq and is a predicted model, not a curated record.
GCACUGAAAUUCUUGCCACUUUUUUCUUCAGCGCUCAAAGAUAUAAAAAAAUUGUGUGUGACCUGCAAGCCCCUGGCUUUACCUACCCACCCUCCUCCUCCCCCUUCACAGUUCUUGACAAGCGAAUCGCUGAAUCGGAGCCGAAUUCCAGCUCGGCUGGGCGAGUGAUUCCACCCCCAAUUCCGACAGCCGGGCCAGUCUCUUCGGCAACAGAAACACGAAUUCAUAAGAGGAUUCCGUCCCGUUCGCGCGACGCGACGACGUCUUCUCGAGCCCCCCGGCCCCCACCCCAACGCCUGCGAUCUCCGCUGGCUGCCGGACUCUCCCCCGCCGCCGCCGGCGCGCCGCGGGUCUCGGGGCACCGGACCCGCCUCCACCCCUUAGAUCGGGCGCCUCCUCCGCCAGCCGCUGGUCUCACACCCCGCCUAUCCCCGCUGGGGCCGGGCGAGCUCGCCGUGGAGAGGAGAGGUUGCCGCCGGCGGCAGGACGCGCGACGGCAGGGGAGUCCUGCUCUUCCUCCUCGCCGAGCCCCCUUGCGGAUCCAUCCGUGCUGAUUUCUACUGCUGCCUCUUGGUUGAGCAUGUAUGAAACUGAUAAUGGGAUACAUCAACAAGUCUGCUGCUACUAAUGCUUGAAAGAUUCCAACUUGCCAGUUGCCGGCAGUGGCCUGGGACAAUUGUGAAGUUACCAAUCGUGGGCAUUGGUGUUAACAGAAUUUUCAUGUUUGGAUGAUAAAAGGACUACUUGGGAUGAGAAGGGUUUGAACAAGUGUUUCGAUGAACAUCCUACUAGAGCUUAAGCAUCUCAAGCUCUUUAGCUUGCCCGCAAGGCCUGUCAUCUGCAAAGGCCUUCUGAUAGUGAUUGUCCUUGUUGUACUGAGAGCAAUUUUAUCUCCAUUUCUUGCCAUAAACUCGUCUGAGAAGGAAGAAUUUUACGAGUCAACAGUCCCUGACUUGUUUCCUGGAAUCAGACGAGACAAGUUUGUUGAGGUCCCACAGAUUAUAUGGGGAUUGAACAAUCAGAAGAUUGCAUUCGCCAGGGCAUGCUUGACUGCAAGAUUCCUGAACAGGUCUCUUCUAAUGCCAAGCCUGAGUGCUUCACUCUUCUACAAAGAGGUUGACUUGCUGCAGCCUAUCGAUUUUGACAAGGUGUUUGACUUUAACAAGUUCAAUGCACGUUGUCAUGGCUUUGUAAGGUUAGCUCGGUAUUCUGAAGUUUCCAAUAGAAGCGAGCCUAUGAAACUUCAAAAGGGAAGUGGUAGAAGGUGGACCGUAGAGAGAGAUUUGGAUCAACUGCAGCAAUUCAUAGGGGGCAAGGCGGAUGACUCUGAAGUCAUUGAAAUUGCUGGGAAACAUCCGUUUUUGUGGCCUGACCACUGGCCAGUCAAAGACUAUGCCAAAAUCUUUGAUUGCAUGGUCUUAGUUCCUGAGAUAGAAACCGAAGUGGUUAAGGUCAUAUCCAAGAUUAGAGAGGCAGGCCAAAGAGCAAGACAUGAAGCUGGGAUUUCUCAUAGUAAGCAGAGGAGAGAUGUUUCAACUAAUCUGCCUAUACCGUACGUUGCUGUUCACAUGAGAAUAGAAAAAGAUUGGAUGAUACAUUGCAAGAAGUGGGAGCAGCGGUCCAAGUCACAUGAAAUCUGCAGCAGUAAAGAAGAGAUCAUUCAUAAGGUCUCACAGAUCACUGAUCUACGUCGACCGGUCGUUGUUUAUCUGGCAGUAGCUGACAGCCUUCUUGAAGAUGAUUCAAUAACCAGUGGGUGGAGAGUGGGUAUGGUUGCUUAUGAGAAGAAGAAACUUGGAGUUACUGACAUCUAUGAUAGGCAACCAUAUCUUAUAAAAUCUGCCAUCGACUUUGAGGUGUGCUCGAGAGCAGAUGUGUUUGUUGGCAAUAGCUUCUCGACGUUCUCCAACCUUGUGGUGCUGUCCAGAACAGAAAGGUUAUAUAACCUGGGAAAGGCGAGCUCAUGUGGUGAGAACAUCGGGCUUUCAUCAUAUGCAUACAAUGUCAUGGGCGAUGAUGGUGGACCACAGAGAUGGAUGACGGAUAUGUCCGAUACAAACCUUCAGAGGCUAAGUUAUGGAACGAAUAAUGUCUCGUGCCACUGACUUUUGACGCAUAACACUUGACUCGACAUGGUUCAUACUCAGGAGGAUGAUCCUUGUUUGAAUUUGAUUUUAUCUUCGAACAGGACAAGUAUGUGCAGCUAGUCUGUGGUGCUUCUAUGUUUGAAGCUGGAACCGACAUGUCGCACUUGUGAAAGACUACGGCAAAGAGUUGGCUGUAUACUUCGUGUCUAUAGAUGUGCUGAGAAGCAUUGACAUGUGUUGGACAGUCUUUAGUUUGUAAAGCUGAAUUUUGUGUGAUGGUUCGUAUCUGUGACAUGUUCAAUUUUUUCUGAUUUCAGAAGCAGAUCUACACAUUUGUUUGUCUGCAGUCAGUGUUUCUGCUGUAAGAUGGUUUGCUGUGUUUUGAACUAUUAAUCUGCACUCUGCAGCAUUAUCCAGUAAUCUCCUUGCAAAA